This is a messenger RNA of Seriola dumerili (greater amberjack), 2017 nucleotides long. RefSeq names its product solute carrier family 28 member 3 (gene slc28a3). The transcript has 17 exons. Gene Ontology annotation, molecular function: pyrimidine- and adenosine-specific:sodium symporter activity. Gene Ontology annotation, biological process: purine nucleoside transmembrane transport; pyrimidine nucleoside transport. The record is from RefSeq and is a predicted model, not a curated record. Lineage: Eukaryota; Metazoa; Chordata; Actinopteri; Carangiformes; Carangidae. Gene Ontology annotation, cellular component: membrane. The coding region runs from base 1 to 1992 and encodes 663 amino acids.
AUGAACAACAAGAGAAUGGAGCUGAACACAAUAGAGAGGAAGAGCCAAGAAAGUGGGAGAGACAACAAGGCCUUUGACUCAGAGGAGCAGGAUCAGAUAUACCUUGAUAUGGACAGUGCUUUCGAAGUUGCAGACAAUGCACAGAGAGAGACGGAUCAACAGAACAAAAGCUUGCUGGAGAAGAAAAUGGAGGCAGUCAAGGGCUAUUUGGCUGAGCACAGAGACCAGAUCCGCCUGUUUAUACACCUGGUUUUAGCAGCAGGCUUCGCUGCCAUAGUGAUAGCGGCAUGUGUUCUGAACUUCCACCGAGCUGUCGGGCUGCUGGUCAUCUCCUUGGUAACUGUAUUCUUUCUGUUCUGGGAUUGGAUGAUGGAACGCUAUGGCAACUGGGUGUGGGAGGAGCUCCAUCCUAUCAGAGACCUUCGCAGCAGAAACUGGUUCUGGAUCAGAUGGAUAAAAUAUGUGUUAGUGCUGGUGGCUGUGGUGUGCUGGCUUGCACUGGACACAGCCCAGCUGGGGACGAGACAGCUUGUGUCUUUCUCUGGUUUGCUGUUCCUCAUCUUCUUAAUGAUGCUCUUCUCCAAACACCCAUUCAGGUGGUCUUGGCAAACUUUGCUUUGUGGGAUUGGGCUGCAGUUUGUCUUUGGCCUGCUGAUUCUCAGGACCACAUUUGGCUUUGCUGCCCUGGUAUGGCUUGGAAAACAAGCAGAAAUCUUUAUGUCAUUCACAGAUGCUGGGUCGAAGUUUGUGUUUGGUGCCAGUUACACAGACCACUUCUUUGCCUUUAAGGUGAUGCCUAUACUGGUUUUUUUAAGCUCUGUCAUCUCCAUCCUCUACUAUAUUGGCUUCAUGCAGUGGCUCAUUUGCAAGAUUGGACUGGUAAUGCAGGUUACCAUGGGAACGUCUCCAACAGAAUCCAUGGUUGCAGCUGCAAAUAUAUUCCUGGGACACAUAGACUCGCCCCUCCUGAUUCGUCCAUAUAUCAGUGGGCUAACUAUCUCUGAGAUCCAUGCUGUGAUGACAGGAGGUUUUGCCAGCAUCUCUGGCUCCCUUUUAGGAGCCUUUAUCUCUUUGGGGGUUGAGGCAUCACACUUGUUGACAGCAUCAUUGUUGUCCGCUCCAGCCUCCCUGGCCAUUGCCAAGACUUUCUGGCCUGAAACCGAGACCCCAAAGGUCACAAGCAGUGACCGUGACCUCAAAAUGGGCAAAGGAGAGAGUACAAAUGUGUUGGAGGUGGCAUCCCAAGGUGCAUCUAGUGCUGUGGGUUUAGUGGCCAACAUUGUUGUCAACCUCAUUUCAUUCCUGGCAUUGUUAUCCUUUUUCGACGCUGUCCUUUCCUGGCUCGGCGGGAUGUUUGACUGUCCGCAGCUCAGCUUUGCGCUCAUCUGCUCCUAUGUGUUCAUGCCACUCUCCUUCAUGAUGGGUGUUUCCUGGGAGGACUGUUUCGUUGUUGCUGAGCUGAUUGGCAUAAAGACAUUCCUCAAUGAGUUUGUGGCCUAUCAGAAGUUGUCUGAGUUAAUCAAGAGGCGGAAGGCAGGAGGGCCUGCAUAUGUGAACAAUGUAAAGCAAUAUAUUUCUGUCCACUCUGAAACCAUCGCAACCUACGCUUUAUGUGGAUUUUCCAAUUUUGCUUCACUGGGAAUGUCGGUGGGAGCGCUGUCGGCCAUGGCUCCUGAUAGACGGUCUGACAUCUCAAGUUGUGGCUUCAGAGCUCUGGUUGCUGGCAGCGUCUCUUGUUUCAUGACAGCUUGUAUUGCAGGUAUGUUGUACAUCCCUGAUCUUCACUGCCCACGUUUCCUGAGCACAGAGUUCAGCAACACCAACAUGACCAUCAGCUCACAACUGGUCACCUGCUGCACACUGCUAUAUAACAGUGUGACAGUGUAUGAGCCAUGGAACGUGACGAUCGGGGAAGAAUUCAGUCAGAGCAGUCUGCAAGGCUGCUGCACAGUCAUACAACCUACACACUUCAACUGCAGCUUGGUACUUUGAAUCAUUGUUAACAAAAACACACAUC